This is a messenger RNA of Rhodamnia argentea, 3146 nucleotides long. Its product is annotated as pentatricopeptide repeat-containing protein At2g37230. Gene Ontology annotation, molecular function: protein binding. The transcript has 2 exons. Lineage: Eukaryota; Viridiplantae; Streptophyta; Magnoliopsida; Myrtales; Myrtaceae. Bases 133 to 2595 code for a protein of 820 amino acids. The record is from RefSeq and is a predicted model, not a curated record.
UCGGGGUCUCUCUCCUUAAACCCUACUCGCAUCGCUCGUACGAAGCUCCACCCCCCUAAGUUCAGAGCGGAGACAUCGUCGUCUCCUCAUUUUGGGGACGCUCCAUCAAUCGAUUCCCGAGCUUUUCACCCGAUGGCCUUCGCUUCUCUAUCCAAAUCUCACCGAUGGAAACCGGCACUUGCCCCACGCAUCCCAGGAAUCUCCCUGAACUCUCAGCUUCUUCGUUUCUGUAGCUCGACGGAGCAACCGAUCCCGGGGGUCGAUGCUAAACCUUCAGAGAGCGCUUCCUCACACCCGCAACCUGAGCCCACGACCCACUCCGACGCCUCAAACGCUUGGGAAGCUCAAGAAAGGCCAAGGCAGAGGACCCCGCGAGGUAAGGCUCGGAACCCAGAAAAGUUAGAGGACAUAAUAUGUAGAAUGAUGGCUAAUAGAGCAUGGACGACCCGCCUACAGAAUUCGAUCCGGGCUCUGGUCCCCGAAUUCGAUCACUCCCUUGUUUACAAUGUCUUGCACGGGGCUCGCAACUCGGAGCACGCGCUCCAGUUCUUCCGGUGGGUUGAGCGGGCCGGCCUGUUUCGUCAUGACCGGGAGACCCACUUGAAGAUAAUCGAAGUUUUGGGCAGAGCUUCGAAGCUCAAUCACGCUAGGUGCAUUCUCUUGGAUAUGCCUAAGAAGGGUGUUGAGUGGGAUGAGGACUUGUUCAUUGUGAUGAUAGAGAGCUACGGCAAAGCGGGCAUUGUUCAAGAGGCUGUGAAGAUGUUUAUGAAGAUGAAAGAAUUGGGUGUCAGUAGGACCAUCAACAGCUACGAUGCCGUGUUUAAAGUGAUUCUCAGGCGCGGUCGAUAUAUGAUGGCGAAACGGCUCUUUAAUGCAAUGCUGAACGAAGGGAUUGAGCCGACUCGUCAUACUUACAAUAUCAUGAUCUGGGGGUUCUUUUUGUCUAUGAGACUGCGUACUGCACUACGGUUCUUUGAGGAUAUGAGGAGCAGGGGUAUUUCACCUGAUGUCGUGACGUAUAAUACAAUGAUUAAUGGUUAUUAUAGGUUCAAAAAGAUGGACGAGGCAGAGAAGUUAUUUGUGGAGAUGAAGGGAAAAGAUAUAGCGCCUACUGUUAUUAGCUAUACAACCAUGAUUAAAGGGUAUGUUUCAGUUGGGCGUGUCGAUGAAGGGUUGAGAUUGCUUGACGAGAUGAAGUCAUAUGGUAUCAAGCCAAAUGAUGUCACCUAUUCGACUCUUUUACCGGGGCUUUGUGAGGUAGAGAAAAUGGCUGAAGCACAGUCCAUCUUGAAAGAGAUGGUGGAGAGAUACAUGGCUCCGAGAGACAAUGCAAUAUUCUUGAGAUUAUUGACUUGUCAGUGCAAAUCAGGUGAUAUGGAUGCAGCUGUUGACGUACUCAAGGCAAUGAUUAGAUUGAGCAUUCCAACAGAAGCAGGCCAUUAUGGUGUCCUAAUAGAGAACUUUUGCAAAAAUAAUGCCUACGCUAGAGCAAUUAAGUUGCUUGAUAAACUUAUUGAGAAGGAAGUCAUAUUGAGGCCACAGAAUACUUUGGAGAUGGGACCUGAAGCAUAUAGCCCAAUGAUUCAAUAUCUUUGCAGUCACGGGCAAACAGGAAAAGCUGAAAUCUUUUUCCGACAGUUGAUGAAAAAGGGUGUCCAAGAUUCAGUGGCCUUCAACAGCAUAAUUUGUGGUCAUUCAAAAGAAGGAAAUCCAGAUGCUGCCUUUGAAAUCUUGAAGAUAAUGGAUAGAAGAGGGGUUCCAAGAGAUGCAGAUUCUUAUAAGUUGCUCAUCGAGAGCUACCUAAGGAAAGGUGAACCGGCCGAUGCAAAAACGGCUCUUGAUAGUAUGAUAGAAAGUGGAUACGUUCCGGAUUCAUCUGUCUAUAGGUCAGUGAUGCAGAGUCUGUUUGAAGAUGGUAGAGUUCAAACAGCGAGCAGGGUAAUGAACAGUAUGGUGGAGAAGCGGGUGCUUGAGAAUAUGGAUUUGGUCGCUAAGAUUCUGGAAGCUCUCCUAAUGAGAGGUCAUGUUGAGGAAGCCAUUGGGAGGAUCGACUUGCUAAUGCAGAACGGUUGUUCACCUGACUUUGAUAAUCUUCUCUCUGUUCUUUCAGAGAAAGGGAAGACAAUUGCUGCUCUUAAGCUUCUAGAUUUUGGUUUGGAGAGAGACUGUACCAUCGACUUCUCGAGUUAUGAUAAGGUUCUGGAUGCUCUUCUAGCAUCAGGGAAGACUCUCAAUGCCUUCUCAAUUUUAUGCAAAAUCAUGGAGAAAGGAGGGGUUUCAGAUUGGAGGAGCUGUGGUGAUCUGAUCAGGACCCUUAACCAGGAGGGGUAUACAAAUCAAGCAGAUGUUCUUUCUAGAAUGAUUAAAGGAGUUGAGGAAACUGGCAUUUCCAAGAAAGGGAAAAAGCAAGCAAAGGAGCUGGGUGAUGGGCCCAGAAAAGGCCCACCCUGGGAAGAGGACCCAAUAAACCCCCAUAUCCCAGAGGUGGGGAUCGAACCACACAUCUCCCCAUUACCAGAAGGAAUGGUGGCCACUAGGGUUAACCCAACCGUGACUUAUUUUGAUGGCCCGACACCAAUUGUAAGGAUGGCAUAGAAGGCCGAUGCAGCAUGUGUUUUUAGUGUCUCUCAUGUGCCACUUGCUUUCUUUUCAUCAAACAGCAUCAUCUGUUGAUCACUGAGCUUUAAAACUUACUUUGCAGCUCAGUGGGAGCGCUUGAUUUACUGUAUACAUAAGCAAAAAAUGUUCAUCUACUUAUGCCUCAUCCAUAUGACUGUUAGGCAUUCCUUUACAGAACAAUGCUAUCUCUCUGUUCCACCGACUCUUUUCCCUCUGAUCACUAUUUAUUUAGUUCGCACAUCUUUCAGUUCACCCUGGAGCUCUAAGUCCUUUUGACAGGUUGACAUAACUAUUAGAACCCUGGUAAGAAUGGUUUGGAAUCAUCUUGAUUGGGUCCUACAGCAUUAGUUGUGGUUUUUGUUGUUCACUUUUCGCUUUAGUAUGGUUUUGGUCACUCGUGCAGAUGCUUACUUAUAUUUAUAGGACUGAUCAUCCCUCUAUAACUUUACUCCUAGUAAAAGCGUCUAGCAUUCUCGCUGACAACUCUUGUUGAGGAAAACUGCGUGCCAUUGCCACACAAAUGUACU